GUGCUCGUAGCCGCGUAGCGGCAACGCUCAGUUGUUUACCUACAGGGACGAGCAUUAGGUUCAAGGCUCUUGCUCCUCAUAAAUGUUGACUACUGCCCUCACUGUAAUCAAAAAGUUUUUCGGUAUCAGCACAGAUGUGAGAGAAGCAACCAAACGGCCACUGGAAGAAGAGAGUGAAAAUGAAUUUGAAGAAGUCAUCCUCCAUGAUACUGAACCCCAGAAGAAGAAGAGAUGCUCAUAUGUGGACUAUCUCUUAACAUCAAGUAACAAUACUCCUGGCUUCAGUCCAGUGCUGAUGCAAUUUCCUUGGCUCACAGGCAGAAAAGAGAACCCAAACAAAGUGUCAGAUGUGAAGAUGAACAGUCACAAGAGUCAGCAACAGAAGGAGGGAUGUGGUGCAGAGGCUACAGUUAUAGAAGAGAGAGUGAAAAAGUGGAGUGCUCCUUUCCCUUGCUCCACCUCUUUGUCGGUCUCCUGCACAUCUGAACUAGAGAAUGAUUUUGAGGCCAUGGAGAGGAGAAAGGCAAGAAGUGUGGGUGAGCUGGCCACAUGCUGUCACCCUCCUGCUCACAGCUCCCUUGCUGACUUCCGCUUUGUUCCAAGCAGCUCUGGGUCAGUUCAGUCUGAUUUUCCUUCCAAGCAGAAAAGCAGAAAUUCUGAUUGUUUAAGCAGUUCCAGAAAUCACAAAUCCAAGAUGAGAAAGUCUGAUUUCAAAGGCCCCCCAACAACUGUUCUUAGACUGUUGGGAAAAAAGAAGUCAUCAAGCUUUUUAUCAUCUAGAAUAAAACACUCUCUAGUUCAUAAGAGUUUCUUGCAUGAAGAGAAAAUUAAGUAUCGACAGCUGCUGCAGCAAUAUAUAGACCAUUACUGGACUCCCAACUCCAAGGUGCUGUCUCACAAAGUAUCAAGCAGUCUACCUUCUUCGCCUGUGGGGAUGGUGACACGCUCCCAUUGGACUCCUUUCUUGACCAAGAAGAAGCAAGAGGAAAUUGAAAAUAAAUCUUCUAAUCCAUCUUCUCUAAGGCUGUUGCCAUAUGCAGACAAUUCAGUGUUAGAGGAAGUUAUGGGGAAAAAGAAAAUAGUUGGUUUGGAUGAAAAUUUGGAAAAAUACGAGAAGCAAAAGAAGAGCAGCUCCAUUCAUGUGCUUCUGGUGGAUUUAUCCAAAGAAGACAAUGAAGAACAAAACACCUGUGAUAGAGAGUCAGAUGGUGACAGCGUAAUAAUGAUCAAGGAGAUGCUCUCACCCCGAGCCCAGAGGAACUCCCUUGAGGAAAGGUUCAAAGAACAUCCACUAUAUGAUCUUGAAUGGGUCAAAACUAUGCAGAAGGAGUAUGAAGAUAGAGCAUAUAUUGCCCAGAAGAAUGCAAACACCACUUCAGAACUUAUUCAGGAAUUGCAGCAAAGAAGGAACAAAAAAGUCUCUUUACAUGAGAAAGUUACACAGGGACUGAAGCUCCUUGACCUCACCUAUCCUUCCAAGUAUACUGAAGUACAGCUGCCAGAUGAGGAAGAAGAGGAAAUACUUGUGCCUCUAACUCCAGAGAUGGAGAAUGAGAUUGAUGAUGCCCUGAACAAAAUUCCACAAUCUGAAGUCCUGAUUGAAAAGUUCCACAUUCAGAUCACCCGACGGGAUAUAAAAACUCUGGAUGGAUUGAAUUGGCUCAAUGAUGAGCUGACUUGUGGGGUCCCCCAGGGGACCAAGAUGGAUCCUCUAUGCUUCCUCCUCCUCAUUAACGACGCCCUCACUGACACCCCCCAGCGCUGGAAGUAUGUGGACGACUGCACCGUGGGCGUCCCAGUUUCCACCAAGAACCCGGACUACUCGCCACUGCAAGCGAUUCUGGAGCAGCUGCAGACGUGGACGGAGGAGAGCAGGAUGACCAUCAACCACAACAAAACUGUGGUGAUGCAUUUCUGUACCUCCUCUGUACCAGUGCCCCCUCCCCAGCUCUCAGUGGGCCCUCACCCCCUCCAGGUGGUCCGAUGUGCCAAGCUCCUCGGAGUCAUGGUGGACGACCAGCUGACCUGGAAGCAGCAUGUCGCCAGCACCAUAAGAUCAGCUACCUAUAGGCUGUACAUGCUGCGCAGACUCAGGUCGCUGGGGACGCCGACAGAUGAGUUAAGGGGGGUGUAUGUUACUUUCAUCCUCCCCAAACUCAUGUACGCCUCCCCAGUGUGGUCCUCCUCCCUCACACAAACUCAACAGCUACAGUUGGAGAGUGUGCAGAAAAGGGCGUGCAGGGUCAUCCUUGGCCCUGCAUACACCACCUAUGAAGAAGCCCUGAACACCCUGAGGCUGUCCAGACUAUCCACCAGGUACCGUGAGGCUCUGGAGAAGUUUGGUAGGGGACUUCUGAAUCAUCCACGUCUCAGAAACAUGCUGCUGCCUGACGCGCCUCGCCCCGCCCGUGCCACCAGACACCACAACAAGAUAACGCCCCUAAAGGCGCCGCGUAUGGACCGGUACAGACUCAGUGUGAUUCCCACCAUGGUGCGAGCCAUCAAUCAAUAGUCCCUUCUAGAUUUGACUUCUAGAUUUGACUUACCUUUAGGAUUAAUGUCAAGUAUU
Scylla paramamosain (green mud crab) is the source of this 2569-nucleotide messenger RNA. RefSeq lists its product as uncharacterized. The record is from RefSeq and is a predicted model, not a curated record. Gene Ontology annotation, cellular component: nucleus. Bases 83 to 2512 code for a protein of 809 amino acids. Gene Ontology annotation, biological process: protein desumoylation; proteolysis. Gene Ontology annotation, molecular function: deSUMOylase activity. The transcript has 13 exons. Lineage: Eukaryota; Metazoa; Arthropoda; Malacostraca; Decapoda; Portunidae.